GAAGAACACACAUCUCUUUGCUGCCACAGGCCAGGCUCUCCAAAGCCAGUGCUGUCCACAUGGGCCUCCUUCCCAGACUUCCUGGGCCAGUCGCACUGGACUUCUGGUAGUGCCUCAAGCUUCCAAAGUAUUCCGACCUCAGGGCCUUUGCAUCUGCUGGACUGCUUCUGCCAGUUCUCUUGUCUGUGGUCCCAGGGCCGCAGGGCGGUUGUGGGGCAAUGCGCCUGGGCUGGGCGGAGUCAGGGGGAGAGGAAGGGGCGGGCGCAGCCGGCGGCUGCAGCAGGAGGAGCUGGGCUGGAGGGAAGAACCGGGGAGAACAGGUACCCCGGGUGCGCACGCCGGUCCAGGACCCAGGAGAUACGAAUCCUGUCCACACACCCGGGGGCUCCUUCAGUGAAGACGCACAACAUCGACCCCCACCUUAGGUUCCCAGCCCACAGUGGCACAGAUGGGGUCCUGCUCCAGGAGCCUGCUGCUCACAAGAACACGGGCCUGGGGACCUUGGAGGUCAAAGGUGGGACGGAGGGGACCGCCCCCGCGAGGGCCCGGAGCGAGACUUCCUGCCCCUCCGGCUUCGUGCCCUCAGGGGUUGAAGCUCCCUCAGGGCCUGCCCCGCCCCAAGACCCACAGGGCGGGGCCUGGGUGGGCGUGUCCGGGCUGCCCCUUCCGCCGGCCUCUUCCCGCAAGUACCCCAGUGCGCGGCGGGGCGCAGGGAUGCUGCGGAUGGGCACGACCCUCCGCCUCAGGUCGAGGCCCGGGGGGCGUGCGGCGAACUCCACGCCCGCCCCGGAGGACGGCACAGGCACAUGCUCACAAGUGCAGCCACCCCCGAGGGGCACCUUCCAAGUCCUUCGUGGCAAUGGCACUUCUGUGGGGACUGUCAUCGUGUUCCACUGCCCCUCGGGCCACCAGAUGGUGGGGGCCGGCCUGCUCACCUGUGUCUGGAAGCAGAGUGUCGCCGAGUGGUCUUCAGCAGCCCCUCUGUGCAAGUCUGUGCCACCCUAUGAGACCUUUGGCUUCAAGGUGGCUGUGAUCGCCUCCAUUGUCAGCUGUGCCAUCAUCCUGCUCAUGUCCAUGGCCUUCCUCACCUGCUGCCUCAUGAAGUGUGUGAAGAGCCGGCAGCCACGGUCCGACAGGGCAGCCCAGCUGUGGCUGCAGCCAAGAGGCCAGGACUUGGAGACAGUGCAGGCCGCCUACCUCGGCCUCAAGGGCCUCAGCGGAAGGGAGCCCAGGAGCUGGCCUGGCCAAGCGCAUGAUAACUACAGCUUCACCACGGACCUUGGUGAGGGCCCCAGGGAGCUGGUCGGUGUGGCCUGUGGCAUGGACAAGGACCCCUGGGUCCCCAGUGGCCCUACUGGCUCACCACACGCCCAGGUGAUGGUGCACACCGCAAACCUAGGACCAGUCCUGCCUGCCUCCGGGCCCACCUCGGAAAUGCCCGGAUGGCCUGCAGCCUCUGCCCCUGGGUGACAGAGGCUGAGGCCAAGGGCCAGGUUACACCCGCCAGCCAGCCACCUGCAUCUCCACGUGUCCAGCUCCAGAGUGACUAGUGAAAUCAGCUUCAGGGUGUAGGGUUUCCCUCAGCACUGAGCUGGGGACCCCUGUGGGGGUGGCUUGUCCCAAGGGAGCCCAGCUGCAGCAGUUUUUAUAGCUAACCUUCCCUGAAACCAGCACUGUGGUUAACAGAACUGGCUGCAGCUUCCCUCUAAGCCCAGCUUCCCUGGAGAGACUGCGGGACAUUUUAAGCAAACCUAGAUUUGCAUAGCCAAGGGGGAAGCCAGCGGUGGACCAAGCAAUCACCACUGGCCACCCGGCAUCUUCCUCUGCAGGGCAGGGCGCUGCAUCUGUCACUUGAAGUAGUGGGAGAGGUGUGAAAUAAAUAAUUCUAAUACUGAAAAUACAAAGGUAAAAAUUCCUGUGUUGAUCCUCCAUCCCAAGUGCACUGGUGUAAAACUAGUUCCUUACUGCCACAGCUCGGCUCGUGCCUGCAGGCACUCAGCAGGACGACAGCCCCACUGGCAGGGCUACUGUUGGCCGACCUUGUGGGGUGUCCAGCAUACUGGCCUCAUGGUGAGUCCCCGUAUGAGCCUUGCCUCAGGCCUGGAGGUCACUGGGUACACAGCCUCGUUCCACUUGACGGGCAGGCACGGGCACCUUCAGAGCCACUGGUCACCCAGCUCAUCACUUGUCCAAGCAGUUAGACAAAAGAUGGCCAUGUCUCUCAUCCCUGACCCCCUCCCCAAGGGAAUGGGAGCCGUUACUGCAUAUGUCUGUGUGCAC
This is a messenger RNA of Manis pentadactyla (Chinese pangolin), 2280 nucleotides long. It is a transcript of the gene SUSD3, whose product is annotated as sushi domain containing 3. The transcript is spliced from 5 exons. Bases 715 to 1470 code for a protein of 251 amino acids. NCBI's taxonomy places the organism in Eukaryota, Metazoa, Chordata, Mammalia, Pholidota, Manidae. The record is from RefSeq and is a predicted model, not a curated record. Gene Ontology annotation, cellular component: plasma membrane.